Messenger RNA from Colletotrichum phormii, 965 nucleotides. RefSeq lists its product as uncharacterized. Lineage: Eukaryota; Fungi; Ascomycota; Sordariomycetes; Glomerellales; Glomerellaceae. The coding region runs from base 160 to 888 and encodes 242 amino acids. The record is from RefSeq and is a predicted model, not a curated record. The transcript has a single exon.
AGUGGUGAGGAUAUCGUAUCUGCCGGAAGCGUGAGAUGAAAGCGCCCGUGCGAGCUAGGUUUUGGGAGAGGCGCAGUUUGGCACAAGAGAGUGCCAGGAACGCUCGCAAGCCAUGCGGGGGGAGGGCAACGAUCUAGCCAGCCAGGCGUGUUCGGCCUCAUGUUCGUCUUGUCAUUCCCCCUCUUUUCGUUUCUCUACGAAACCGGAUGGCUCGGACACGACGCUGGUAAACUGAUGACGGGAAUCCCUAUCUCUCUCUCUCUCUCUCUCUCUCUCUCACUGACACCGUUCAUUAGAUUCCUCUCAUCGCUUGCAGUUGUUGGCCGUCGAGCAGAGAGGGAGAACGGCCACAGGUCAACCCAUAGCCACACUCAGCUGCUGGGCGUAGAUGGAGCACACCCGGCUUACCAUCGCAGCACGUCUGUUCGCCGGAAGACUGUGCGUCGCAGGGAGUGUGUUAGACACUACCCUUCGUCCGUGGGCACUGCGUGUCUCAGCUCAAAGUCCUUCAUAUGGUUUUCCAAAAGCCAUGGCCGUUUUCCUAGGGCUGCCAAAAGACUUCGUUGGAGACGCUUCAACGACUUUGGACUAGAAGGCAAAAAAUGCUUUGGCUACGUACCUGAGGUCGAGAUGGUGGACGUUGUGAAUCUGACGAGCAUUUUGUUGCAGAUCUCAUCCAUGUCUCGCCCACAACCGGCCAAAAUAAGCUCCGAAAAAACGUCGUCACAGUUAGCGUUUAUGCCGCAAGCUCAAUCCAUGCAACACCCGAGUCUAACCAAGAAAUCUUCCGAACCCUCUCGCUGUAAAGUAUUGGAUAUUCAUGCGGAAAGCGAAACUCACAGCCUCUUUUGCCUCCUCUCGCAACCUUUGUCAGUAAUGUUGGAAUGACUUUUCGCGGGGGGGGUCUAGGAUUGGCAGUUCGGGGACAAUGCCGCCACUCCUGGCGUGGCUUUUUAGAUCGAUUA